Molecule: messenger RNA, 2581 nt
Organism: Xyrichtys novacula (pearly razorfish)
Lineage: Eukaryota; Metazoa; Chordata; Actinopteri; Labriformes; Labridae
Source: the annotation of a GenBank genome assembly
AGCCAAUGAGCUGUUAGUUUACUACAGUGUGGUGAAGAAGGAGGGAAAAGAUGUGCUGCAGUUCGCGGGCUGAGAGGCAGCAGCAAACAUGGAGGUGGAGAUGACGGAGGACUGUGAGAAGAAGCCGACCGAUAGUGAGGAGAAGGGGGACACAGGAGGCGGGGAGAGCUCGGCCAAAAGCUCCGGCAGUUCGUACGAGCUCCCGUGGGUAGAGAAAUACCGCCCGCUGAAGCUGAAGGAGAUCGUGGGGAACGAGGAGACGGUGAGCCGGCUGGAGGUGUUCGGAAGAGAGGGCAACGUCCCGAACAUCAUCAUCGCGGGUCAGUGUGACUGAGAAACAGAGGAGAGGGCCGACAUCAUUUAAUAUCAUUUAAUACUAUUCAACAUUAUUUAACAUUAUUUAACAUGAACUCAUUAUUCCACCAUUUUACUGAAUAAUCAUCAUGAAGAGGACAGACUCAGUUUACAGACUUUAUCACAGUUUUAAAGAAAAAUUAGAUCAGCUGUUUUAAUUUACACUAAACAUAGAAAUGAAAUUAUCAUUACAUCAUUUUAUUUAGUGAAAAACAGAAUAAAUGGAAAAGUUUAAGGAUGUGAGAGACUGUAAGGACCAGACUGACAACAGGGUCAGAUACGAUCAAAAAGUUUAUUAUCACGAUAAUUUAUUAUCAGCCGAUAUCGAUAUAUCACGAUAUAAAAAUGAAAUGUAACCGUGUUUCUUGGUCUCAUGUCUUUUCAAUAAUCUCCUGCAUCUGUGAGGUCUUUGUGUCUCUUUGGCGUUUUGUCGUAAGGCGUCGCUCUAGAGAAAGACGACUGAAUGGUCGUCUGUUUCAGGCGCCAUGGGCUCCUCGCUCCUCUCGGGGUUUGUAACCUUUGGCGUUGCGAGGGGGUCCAGUGAUGGUUAACCUGUGAACCAGUUAGGAUUAAAAGUUCAGACUUUGUUGUGUGAGUUUAGUUUAGUGAGAUUAAACCAAAUCUGUGACUAAAGAAAGUACAAGAAUCCUGAUCUGGUUUUUGUGAUCCAGGUCCUCCGGGCACAGGAAAGACCACCAGCAUCUUGUGUUUGGCCCGAACUCUGCUGGGCGCCUCCAUGAAGGACGCCGUGCUGGAGCUCAACGCCUCGAACGACAGGUCAGACUGGCAGCUGUGGGUCCACUUGAGUUUUUGAACAUGAGUGGGCGAGCUAAUGUCCUCUGUUGGCAUCUGCAGGGGAAUCGACGUGGUGAGGAACAAGAUCAAGAUGUUUGCUCAGCAGAAAGUCACACUGCCCAAAGGACGACACAAGAUCAUCAUCCUGGACGAGGCGGACAGGUGAGAGUCCGGGUCAGUGGGCGCUGUGCCUCAGAGAGAAGAGAGGGCGACCUGCCCAGCUCCUCUGAUUCUAUCAUUAUUGAUUUUAACGUAGCUGAAAACAGAAAAACACGUUUGUUUUCUUCUCCUCCAAACUUCAAACCUCUCAGUUUUAGUCAGAAACACGAUCAAAACUCAGUCUUUCCCUUUCUCCGUCCUGCAGCAUGACUGAUGGAGCUCAGCAGGCGCUGAGGAGGAUCAUGGAGAUCUACUCCAAGACGACGCGCUUCGCUCUCGCCUGUAACGCCUCCGACAAAAUCAUCGAGCCGAUCCAGUCUCGCUGCGCCGUGCUGCGGUACUCCAAACUGACAGACGGGCAGAUCCUGGCCCGGCUGCAGGAGGUGGUGGAGAAGGAGCGACUGUCUGUGUCCGAUGACGGGCUGGAGGCGGUCAUCUUCACCGCCCAGGGAGACAUGAGACAGGUGAGGAGGGAGGCGGAGUUUAGAGAGGAGGUUAAAGGUGCUCGUGGUCGUUCUGCUCACCUUUCUGCUGUUUCCAGGCGCUCAACAACCUGCAGUCCACGAACUCCGGCUUCGGCUUCAUCAACAGUGAGAAUGUGUUCAAAGUGUGCGACGAGCCCCACCCCCUGCUGGUGAAAAGCAUGCUGGGACACUGCGUGGAGGGGAAGAUCGACGAGGCCUACAAGGUGGUGGAGCAGCUGUGGGCGCUGGGUUACUCUCCAGAGGACAUCAUCGGAAACAUCUUCAGGGUCUGCAAGACGUACCAGAUGGCCGAGUACCUGAAACUGGAGUUUAUCAAGGUGAGAGCGAGCGGCGGCGGCGUCCUGCUCCGACUCGGAGAAACAAGUUUAUACACUUUUUAGUUUUCCAGACAGUCAGCUGCUCGUCUUCUUCCCUGACGCUGCGCUCUCGUUCCUGCAGGAGAUCGGUUACACUCACAUGAGGGUGGCCGAAGGCGUGAACUCCCUGCUGCAGAUGGCCGGUCUGUUGGGUCGACUCUGCAGUAAAACGCUGCCCCCUGCUGCCAGCUGAGGCCCAUAACACCGUCUGAAAACCUGCUGCUGCCCGUCAGACUGUCGGAAAACAACCCGCCACUGUGGACCGUGUGACUAAAACAGACUUUCUCACCGACGAUCAAUCAGCUGAUAAAUUUACUCCAAUAAUUCAGAAUAAAAGCACAUUUGUAAUAAAAGAAAUGAAAACGAUCCAUGAGUGACAGUUUCAUGAGUUGAACUUUGAACAUAAACUGAGUUUGAGACUCGAGUUCGUCA